AUGGCGGAUUUAGCCAUCACGGACGCCAAACUCGCCGGCAAAACCCUCGGAGACACUCACUCCGACCGGCAUCCCGACCCAACUCUGCAGUUCCAGCUCGAACCGGGCGUGGAGGCCGACGAUUCCGGCGGGAACUCCCCGCCGCUGUGGAAGAACGGCGGGCCGAGCCCAUCCCGCCCCCUCCUCGGCCGCCACCGCCGUCUCCGGUCGGACUCCAGGACGGAGGCCAUCGCCCGGGGGCAAUGGGAGCUGAUGGAGAUGGUGAAGAACAUGCCGGAAUCGUCGUACGAGCUCUCGCUGAAGGACCUCGUUGAGAGCAAUCGGGAAAUCGACGGAGAUGGAUCUGUUGGGGAAAAUCAGGGAGUCGAUCCGCAGCAGCGGGCCGCGGCGAGAUCGACUCGAUCCUCGCCGGAGGAGAGGAGGAAAAUCAGCGGCGAGGGAAAAAUUGGGGGUUUUGAUAACAGGGGGGUGAUUUUGAACACGGGGUUUCCAUUUUCGGCGAGGGGUCCGAAGAGGAAGGUGGCGGUGGUGAAAAAUCACGGCGACGGUAGGGUUUCGCCGAAGUGUAUAUCUUAG
Messenger RNA from Striga asiatica, 576 nucleotides. NCBI's taxonomy places the organism in Eukaryota, Viridiplantae, Streptophyta, Magnoliopsida, Lamiales, Orobanchaceae. The record is from the annotation of a GenBank genome assembly.